UGCCUGCCUGUCUGUCUCUGUCUGUCUGUCUGUCUGUCUUCAGCUCAGUUCACGUGCCGUGGUCAUUUUCCGCGUUUGUUUCCCGUCAGAAUGUGAGGAUGUGGCGCCCUCCAGUGGACACUCACCAUCCGUGCAUGUCUUGAUCUAUUUUCAUCUUUUAUUUUUCGAACCGAGAAUCGGACCGUGACUCUCGCGACCUGGCAUCCGUUUCACAUUUCAUAUUUUGCCUUGAUUUUGCUUUUCCAACGUCAUGAGUUCAUUUCAUGACCAAGAUUGUCAAGUUCAAUUUGAGUUGAAGGAAUACCUGAGCAGGCCGAGUCUCUCGUGUUGAUGUGGCAUUUGUGUCGGCGGCGUCUGGUGUCACUUGCGCCGCCUCCGGGCUCGGUGUUACUCCCGGCCGGAGGCACAAACGGGUCCGCGGACAAGUACCGAGGAGGACUCUCAGCCGAAUCCAAAAGCUCCGGUGGCCUGCUGCUGGGUGGGACUUUAUAGCCAAAGACUGACGCGAGUGUCCUCAGGAACGACGCGUGUCCGCUUUCCUCCGACGGUUGUUCUCGCUAACGUGAUCUCUGACCUGUGGGUCGUGCCAAGUGAGUUUCUCCAGCUGACGGCCAUCAGCAUCAAGUGGGACAAAAGGGUCGAGAACGGCGAGAAGUUGCGCGCACGGCGGCCAUGCACUCCUUGGCAGAGGAGAUCAGGAGUUUCUCGCGCGCGCGGCUCAAGCGUCAGUGCACUCGCGUGACGUCCCUGAGCGGUCGCCGCAUCAUCGAGACCUGGAAGGGUUCCGUGGUGACCACGGUGGAGGAGCCCGCCCCCCCGGAGACGGCGCCGGGGUACGUCCCCGACACCGCCUGGGACCUCCAGGUGGGCGCCAUCCGACCUGACCUGCUGCUGGGUUGCCAGGACGCAGCGCACCACUUUGACACGCUGAGGAAGCACAAGGUGUCUCACAUCCUGAACGUGGCCUUCGGGGUGGACGAGGCCUUUCCCGACCUCUUUGUCUACAAGACGCUGAGCAUCCUGGACCGGCCCGAUGCCCCGCUCCUCCCGCACCUGGACGAAUGCUGCCGCUUCAUCCGGCAGGCGCGCCGUGAGAAGGGCGUGGUGCUGGUCCACAGCAACGCAGGCGUGUCGCGAGCGCCGGCCGUGGCCAUCGGCUACCUGAUGACGUGCGAGCGGCGCUCCUUCGACUCGGCCCUGGCGUGCGUCCUUGCCGCCCGACCUGCCGCGCGCCCCAACCCGGGUUUCGUGCGCCAGCUCAGGAGCGUGGACGCAGACCAAAACCAAGAUCAAAACCAAGACCAAGACCAGCAGUGAAGGAAAACGCUUUUUGUCCAUGGUCUUUUUUUGGCAUCGUCUUUAACCUGCUGUCGAUUCAUUCAUUCAUCCAUAUUCAUGCGCAAUAUUGGCCGAAUGCCAAAUUCAAGCUGAUGGCAUCAGUCUAUUCUCUGUGAUUUCAAAAAAAAGAUUGAAAAUCAAAUAAAAUGUGUCAUCAUGAA
Molecule: messenger RNA, 1499 nt
Organism: Syngnathus acus (greater pipefish)
Lineage: Eukaryota; Metazoa; Chordata; Actinopteri; Syngnathiformes; Syngnathidae
Product: dual specificity protein phosphatase 19-like
Exons: 5
Coding region: 673-1317 (214 amino acids)
Biological process (GO): protein dephosphorylation; regulation of MAP kinase activity
Cellular component (GO): cytoplasm
Molecular function (GO): JUN kinase phosphatase activity
Source: RefSeq, a predicted model, not a curated record